Molecule: messenger RNA, 840 nt
Organism: Toxotes jaculatrix (banded archerfish)
Lineage: Eukaryota; Metazoa; Chordata; Actinopteri; Toxotidae
Gene: zdhhc22
Product: zinc finger DHHC-type palmitoyltransferase 22
Exons: 2
Coding region: 1-840 (279 amino acids)
Biological process (GO): protein palmitoylation
Cellular component (GO): Golgi apparatus
Molecular function (GO): palmitoyltransferase activity
Source: RefSeq, a predicted model, not a curated record
AUGUUCACCAGGAUGUUAAAACUGAGACUUCUCAAUGCUGUGGCACCGGCAUACUUCUUCACAGCUACAGCAGUCACCUUCAUUUUGCACUUCUGCUUCUUCAUCCCAACAAUAUUCCCAAACCCAGAUACAUCACCAAGGGUGUCCACGACUCUUCACACGGUUGUUUUUCUCUUCUUGAUGUUCAAUGCACUGGGGAAUUACAUAAUGACUAUCAAAUAUCCUGCUGAAAGUGCCAACGAGACUGUGAUUCCAGUGUGUUCGCCCCACUGCUCUGACAAAGUGGACGCUCACUACCUCCUGAACGGUCGUCACUUCUGCAAACUGUGUAAGAAAGUUAUCCUCAAGAGGGAUCACCACUGCUUCUUCACUGGAAACUGCAUCGGCAACAGGAACAUGCGAUAUUUCAUCAUGUUCUGCAUCUACACAUCAUGCACAUGCUUGUACUCUUUGGUCCUUGGUGUGGCCUUUCUAACGGUGGAGUACUCCAUCUCCUUUGAGAACCCGCUGACCUUCCUGACCCUUCUCCCCCUCUCCACCGGCUACUUCUUCAUGGGAACAAUCUCAGGCUUGCAGCUGUUCGUGGUGCUGAUGCUCUACGUGUGGCUGGGCAUCGGCCUGGUCUGUGCAGGAUUCUGCUGCCAGCAGGUGCUGCUGGUGGCACGGGGACAGACCUGGUGUCAGAUGCAGAGAGGAGAGUUCGUGGAGAACCACAGCCCCUGGAGAACCAACCUAAGGGAUGUUUUUGGCACCCGCUGGAUCCUCGGCCUUAUCCUGCCUGUGCAGACGGUGGAGACGUGCUCUGAGGACACAGACACAGACGCACACAAACAAGACUGA